Hemicordylus capensis (graceful crag lizard) is the source of this 5147-nucleotide messenger RNA. It is a transcript of the gene CNTLN, whose product is annotated as centlein. Gene Ontology annotation, cellular component: centriole; centrosome. Gene Ontology annotation, biological process: protein localization to organelle; centriole-centriole cohesion. Bases 245 to 4189 code for a protein of 1314 amino acids. The record is from RefSeq and is a predicted model, not a curated record. The transcript is spliced from 26 exons. NCBI's taxonomy places the organism in Eukaryota, Metazoa, Chordata, Lepidosauria, Squamata, Cordylidae.
GGUAGGAAAAGGAGGCGGGAUUCAAUGAAGCUGUCGUCUCAUUGGUUCACAGGCGCGUUUUAAUUUUCCAAUGGCGCACUAGUCGGGUGUGGGCGGUCUGUAAAUGUCUCCUCUUCAUAGUUAGUUCCUCCCGCCGCCCAUUCCCUGUCAUAUUGCUCUUCCUUUAACCCCCCACCCACCCCCCAAGUAAGUAAGUAUGAGUGAAAAGUAUCCCUCAUAGCAGCUCAGCGUGGUUAAAUUUAACAUGGCUUCUUCCAAACGCAAGGAUCCGGCUUCUGCAGCAGCAUCCCGGGUCUUGGUGCUCGAGGAAGAAGUCAGGAGCCUGACUGAGGAGCUGAGCCAGUGUCAGGCUGAUAAAGAAUUUGUGUGGUCUUUGUGGAAACGACUUCAGGUGGCAAACCCAGAUCUUGCACAAGUUGUCAGCUUGGUUGUGGAAAGAGAAAAGCAGAAAGCUGAACUCAAGGACAGGAAGGUUUUAGAAAUUUUACAAGUUAAAGACAGCAAAAUACAAGCAUUGGAACAGAGAACAUCUGGGCAACAAGAAGAGAUAAACAACCUUGUAAAGAGAAAGAUUGCUGUAGAUGAAGAGAAUAUUGUCUUCAAGAAUGAACUCUCCAACUUGCAACAGAAAUUUAAAGAUAAAAUCCAGGAACUUAAGGACACUAAGGAGUGUGCACUGAGAAAGGAAGAGCAAAGCAGACUGGUUAUAAAAAAUCUGGAGGAGGAAAAUGAGGGAUUAAGUACACGCUAUGCUGACCUGCUAAAUGACCUGGAGAAACUGAGGAAGCAGGAGGCACAAUGGAGAAUAGAAAAAUCUGGCAUUGAUGGAAAAAUAAAGAAUUUAGAAGCUGAUCUAACGGAGGCAAGGGGUCAAAUGGAAGUCUUACACAGAAGAUGCAACGAUUUGGUAUCCCAGCUAAGUGUUAAACAGGCUGAACUAACAGAAAAAGAUUUGGAUGCGGCCAAAGUUAGGAAGGAGUUGCAGGAGCUGCAGAAUCUCUACAAACAAAACACUGAACAUGCAGCACAGCAGGCAGAGCUGAUCCAGCAGCUUCAGGCUCUCAAUAUGGAGACGCAAAAAGUACUGAGAACUCAGGAAGAUGCUCACACAGCUGAAACGAUAUCUUGUCAAAAAGUGUACAAUGAGUUGACUAUAUUUUUUGAGAACCUCAAAGCAAGUGAGAAUCAACUCCGGCAAAGUCAGGUUUCUCUCAAGAAUCAGCUGCUUGAAAAAGAACAACAAAUAAAGCAGCUGGAAGAGCAACUUCAGCAGGCUCUCUGUUCAGUGCCUUCACCUCAAGGAACUCAUCCAAAAAGGAAACAGGAAUUCCAACAUUAUUCUUUAAGUGAGCUGGAAUAUCUCAUAACAUCACAAAAGACUGAAAUAAAGCUUUUACAGGAAAAACUGAAAAGAGCAAAUCGUACACUAGCAAAUCAUAGCCUUUGCAGCAGAGAUUUCCUGGACUGCAGCAAUGCUAGGGCUGGGAAGGAAUACAAGGAAACACCUGUGAAACGUUCAAGGUCUCUGUCCCCAAAGAGCUUUUUGAAAGAGUCGGAGGAACUAAAUAAGCUUAAAAUAGCUGGAAAAAAAAUUGAAAACUUAGAGAAGACACUACAGCUAAAGAUCCGAGAAAAUGAUGAGCUGAGACAAGCCCAUGAAAAGCGCAAAGAAAGGCUGCAGAUGUUACAGACUAACUACAGAGCAGUUAAAAAGCAAUUAAAGCACUGGGAAGAAGGCUAUAGCAAGCCUGGGAGUGGUAAAAGUGGAAAGGAGCGUUCAGAUCCCCAUCAGCUAUGCCAGGAAGAUUCUGAUGCUGUAUGGAAUGAGCUUGCAUUUUUCAAAAAGGAACACAAAAAGCUAUUGAUUGAAAAACUGAAUUUAGAGGAAGACUUGGAUCAGAUGAAAGUACGUGAAUCUAUGGAUAAAGCUAAAAUACAAGAACUUAAUAUUUGUUUGCAACAAGAAAGAGAAGAGCUGCUCUUUCGACUUGGUGAAGAGGAUGGGGUCAGGAACAGUACUCCAAAGAAGAAUGUGAAAGAAAUAUCAGCUGAGACAUUACAGAAGGUUUCACAAUUGGAAAGAAGGCUUAAAGGGUUUGAGAGAGAAUCAAGGAAGCUGAAGGAAGUUAAUAAAGAGUUAACUAAGGAUGCAAGUGAUCUGAAAACAUCUCUUAAGCAGCACAGAGAAGAAGCAGAGACCAGAGAGAGGGAGCUGGAGAAGCUACUGAAAAAGCUCAUAGAAGUAAAGAAGGACAAAUCAGACCUUCAGUUAAUGAUAGAUGGAUUGGAGAGAGAGGUUGCCUCUCUGAAGAGGCAAGUGGCAGAAGCAAACUCGUUGAGAAAUGAAAAUGAGGAUCUGCUGAGUCAAGUGAAGCAAUUGCAGAGUUCACUGGACCAAGCGAGGAUAGUGGGCUCUGUGGCCAGAGUGGAAGCAACCUGUGGCCAAUGUAGAUGUAAGAGCGCAAGCGCCAAAGUUAAGUUGAAAACAGGGAAGAAAAAGAGCUUAGUGGAACAUCACCAGUCUUUUCUCAAUCAGUCCAUCAAGGUUAUGAGCGGUGUGUUUGAGAACUUCAGUAAGGACGGCUGGGAGGAUAUGAGUGAAAGCAGUGACUCUGAAAUACUUGCUUCUGAAAACUUGGGAACAGAAAUUCCAAAAACAGCACAGCCUAUUCCAUUAAUGGACAAAAAUGAUAACCAAGUACAAAAUAGGAAGGAAGAGAAUCAAAUGCCUCCAGAUAGUACGCAUUUAGAAGGCAAACAUGAAUUAUGUCAUAAAAAGCAAAACAAAGAUGCAGAUGCAGCCACUUUCCAAAGGAAAAAGACCCCAAAUUCAGCUCCCAUUAAUAACGUCUACAGAGAGAAGAGGAGAAAUACUGUGGUCCAAAAACUUGGUUGCUCUGUUUCACUCUGGGGACGGAUUACAUCCUUACAGCAGCAGUUAGCUAUUCUUCAGAAUUCAAAAAAGACAGCACUAUCUUCUCUCAAAAAGUUUAAGGAAGCCAAUAAAAAAUUAACCUCUCAGUUGCAUCGGACCGAACAAAGACUCCAAACCAGGAAACAAACUGUUCAGACUCUGAUGUCCAACCUGACUGAGUUACAGCGAGAAAAAUCAGAUUUGCAAGGAAAAUUGGACCACCUGACCCAAUCUACCAAACUGAGAGAGGGCCUGUCUCCUGUGACAUCUGGCCAUACUGGAACGACACCAGCAACUCCACUAAAGAAUGUAGAUCUGGAAAUGAAGCAGCUGCAAUGUAAACUGAAGAAUGCAAAUAAUGAAAUCACUAAACAGUCAUCAACCAUUAAAUCUUUGAAAAAUGAAGUCCAAGGAAAAGAACAACAGAUGCAGGAACUACAGGAAAAGAUUUCUCGAAUGGAGAGAGACAUAAGUAUGAAAAGACAUUUAAUAGAAGAUUGGAGAUUGCGGAUGAAAGCAAAUCAGGAAAAGGAGAAAACCUCUAAUGAAACACUGCAAACUCUUGAAGAAAAGGUAAAGGCAUUGACCGAAGACUGUUCAAAUAAGAAAACGUCAAUUGAUUCACUAAAGCAAAGGCUUAAUGUAGCUACCAGAGAAAAAGCACAGUAUGAGCAGAUGUAUCGCAAAGCUAAAGAGGAGUUGGAGAAAAAGGAGCUUAAACUUACCAGUCUAGAAGGUAAAAUGGCUGAGGCUGAAUGUGUCAUGACGGAGCUGGAAACUACUGCCUCUCAGCAACUCUAUGGCUUGGCAAGGCAAAGUGAGCAGGCUCUUGAAGUCGUGCAGAAAAAACUGGUGAUGGCCAAUGACAAAGUGCAAGAGUUCAUUACUUUUGUGAAGACUUUAGCCACAGAGCUACAGCAUAAUGUGAAGGAGAUGAGAACAAGGAUCAGAUGUGCUAAAAAAAUGGAGCAAGAGAAAAAAUGUGGCAGUUCUAUUUCGAAAGAAUCUGUCAGCCGGGCCCAGCACUUGGCAGCAUCUAUCCUUAAUAUUUCAAAGAGUGAUUUAGACGAUAUACUUGAUGUUGAAGAUGAUGAGGAAAUUGAACAGAUGAAAAUGGAAUAUGAAAGUGACAAAGAAUGGAUGUCCUACUUACAGAAGCUUCUUGAAGGACAGUUUCCUUUUGCUUCAUAUUUAAUGGAUGCAGUGCUGGAAAAACUAAAUGAGCAGAAGAAGCUGGCUGAAGAAUACAGUUCUCUUGUGAAACAAAUGGUCUAGGUGCUGGCGAAUUGAAACCUGGAAGAGAGAAGAGGGACACCUUCUGAGCUCCGACUGUAUUCUAACUCAAACUAAAGGCUGAUUUGCAGUUUACGGUAGCAAGUGUAUUUGCUGCACUUACACAAAACACAUUAAGUGUGAAGAGGAGAUUCACAUCUCCAAACAUGCAGUAGAUACACACUAGGGAGCGAUGCCUAAUCAUGCAAGGAACACUGUUGUAAACAUGGCAGACUCUUCCGUUGUAAAGUAUGAAACAGCCCUUAGGAAGUAAGGACUAUUUCAUUCAAUAGGGUUUACUUCCAAAUAAAUAAAUUUAGGAUUGGGCUGUAGAUUUCCUGUCUUAUGGGAAUGUGGCACUAGACAGCUUCUAUGCAAACUCAAGAUUUCAAGACUUAUCUGUGGACACAUUUGAUAUCUGUUAUAUCCCCAUUCUGACUGGAAAUAGUGUAAGCAGUUGGUUGUUGAGCACCAGGAUUACCAUGGAAACAGAGAAUUAUUUUCCCAUUAGAAAGUCUUGAGAAAACAAGAUACAACUCUAGGGGUUAAGCCUUCAAGGCUGUAUUAAACAAGGAGCAUUCAAUGGGUCCAAUCCAUUGGGCUUUUCUUCUGCAGCUUCUCUUUUUUCACAGCUCCUAUUCAUUUGAAUGGGUUUCCUGUAGGAGAACUUCCUAAUGGAUUGUGCCACACAUUUACAAAAACAGACAUGCAAGUUUGAUUGUAAUCCUUUUGAAGUUAAAGGACCAUCUGAAAAACUCCAUUCGUCAUUAAGAUGAGAGGCAAUCUCUAAGUUUCCUUUUUAUGUGAAACAUCUUCAAAAGGAAAAGUAUGAAGUGAAUAUAAGAAAUGGUUAUUGAAUAAAUUUUAGGGUCCAUUCGGCUGACAUGUACCUUUAACUUUUGACUGAAAGAGUGUAUAAUGUGUGCAAUUCAUUAAAUUUUAUUUAAGUUUUUUUAAAAUA